UUAGAAAAGCCAGCCUAGUGGAAAGUAGGUACGUUUAACAAGGAGCCAUCCUUCUCCCUACUGGCCCGUGUUGUGUAAUUGUGUGCUCCUGUGCACUGAGCUGCAUACAAGGCCUGGUUCAACAAACAGCCGUAGUUCUCUCUCAGCAGAUGGCCUGCCUAUGAGGGCACAGACUCUACACUUAGCCAUGGCAUCUGUGUCAGUCAGCUCUCGUCUAAACAAGGCCAUCCAUCAGCACUACAUGUCCCUUCCACAGGGGGACCUGUGUCAGGUCACCUACAUCUGGAUCGAUGGCUCCGGGGAGGGGCUGAGGAACAAGACUCGCACCCUGGACAGAGAGCCACAGGGAAUAGAGGAUAUUCCAGAGUGGAACUUUGAUGGCUCCAGCACCUACCAGGCCGAGGGAUCCAACAGUGACAUGUUCCUGAUCCCAGUGGCGAUGUUUAGGGACCCUUUUACACUGGAAUCCAACAAACUGGUUUUGUGUGAGGUCCUGAAGUACAACCGCUUGCCUGCAGAGAGUAACCUGCGGUCAGGUUGUAAGAAAGUGAUGGAGGAAGUGAAGCACUAUAUCCCCUGGUUUGGAAUGGAGCAGGAGUAUACUCUCCUGGGGAUGGAUGGUCGCCCCUAUGGCUGGCCCCAAAAUGGUUUCCCAGGACCCCAAGGUCCAUACUACUGUGGGGUUGGUGCAGACAACGCCUAUGGAAGAGACAUUAUGGAGUGUCACUACAAGGCAUGUCUCUAUUCUGGAGUCAAAAUUUGUGGCACCAAUGCUGAGGUCAUGCCAUCUCAGUUUGAAUUCCAGGUGGGUCUGUGUGAGGGGAUAGAGAUGGGAGACCACCUAUGGAUGGCACGUUUCCUGUUGCACCGUGUGUGUGAGGACUUUGGAGUUGUAGCCACUCUGGACCCCAAACCAAUGAAGGGGAACUGGAACGGGGCGGGCUGCCAUACCAACGUUAGCACAAAGGAGAUGAGGGAAGAAGGGGGGCUGCAACAUAUUGAGCAGGCCAUUGAGAAGCUGAGCAAGCGCCAUUCCCAGCACAUAUGUGUGUACGACCCUCACGGAGGCCAGGACAACAUCAGACGCCUCACAGGCUUACAUGAAACCUCCAGCAUCCAUGACUUCUGUUUUGGUGUGGCCAACCGCGGGGCCAGCAUCCGGAUCCCACGCCAGGUGGCCCAGGAGGGGAAGGGAUACUUUGAAGACCGCCGGCCCUCCGCCAACUGUGACCCGUAUGCCGUGACUGGUGCCAUCGCAAGAACCUGCCUGCUCGGGAUGGAGGAGGAAGAGGAGAGUACAUGAGAGAGUGACCAGACUCAUAAACACAUAUAAUCCUGUAUUUGGUGGAAACUGUCCCUUAGAUUUGGCAUGAUUGUGCGAUAGAACUAUAUUGUAACCAAAUAAAUCUAUACUUAAGACUACUGGUCGGGGGCCUCCUGAGUGGCGCAGCGGACUAAGGCUCUGCAUCGCAGUGCUAGAGGCAUCACUACAGAUGCGGGUUCGAUCCCAGGCUGUAUCACAACCGGCCGUGAUCAGGAAUCCCAUAGAGCAGCGCACAAUUGUCCCAGCAUUGUUAGGCUGGGGGGGCUUUACUUGGCACAUUGCUUUAUAUUGAAUACUACUCGUUGGAUGCUUUAAAGUUUCAUUACUUGAAUGCAGGUUGAAUGUUAAUUAUAUUUUUCAGUCUUUGGUAAUUGCAGCUGGUCCAAUGGGCAUAUUAUUCAGUUUGUUUAAUGUUUAUUGUUUGAAGUUGAGAUUGAAUAAAAUGAAGCUGAAUUGAAUACAAACCACAUGUUCUUUAAAAUCACUACUAGAUGGAAUCCCAAUGCAAGUUUUAAUUGUCCCCCUUCAUACUGGACAUGAAUGACAAUGAAAUGAGUAUUUCCCACGAGCUAACCUUUUACUGUAAAUUAUUUGAAUAUAUUGACAACACAUGACAACCAGUCAAAUAAGACUGUAAAUGCAUUGAAUUAAGUUAGCUAAUUCAUUACCAACAAUUCAGCAAGAGGAGGCCUGCUCACUGUCAUCUGCCAUGUCUCUCCAUACUUUCCUUCUGUCCUAUGUUGACACCCUGGCUCAACCUUAGCACCCUAGCCUUAACCGUAGUUUCAUGUUUACUCCAUUGCUCAGCCUUAACCCUAGCUUCAUGUCCACACACCCUGGCUCAACCGUAGCACCCUAACCUUAACCGUAGUUUCAUGUUUACUCCAUUGCUCAGCCUUAACCCUAGCUUCAUGUCCACACACCCUGGCACAACCUAACCCUAGCUUCAUGUCUACACCCUUGUUUCAACCCUUACCAUAGACAUAACCCCAACUCUAACCCUGCUGUCUAUAUAUUAGUGUAAACACUGUCUGUGCUGAAUAACAUAGCUGAAUCUGGGACCAAUUUAACAACCGUCAUCAUGCAGACCAUGACGUAAAAAGAAAAACUGCGUCAUGAGACCAUGAUGUAAAAACGAAAACUGAACUGACUUCCAUAAAACUGAUAUUUGAUGGAAAACAUUCUACUGCAGUAAAAAGUUGUUACUUGUUACUGCAGUAAAAAGUGCAGUUAUUAUAUUGCUGUAGUAUUGCAGUCAAAGUGCAAUAAACAGUUAUGUCACACCCUGA
Messenger RNA from Oncorhynchus tshawytscha (Chinook salmon), 2613 nucleotides. Its product is annotated as glutamine synthetase. The record is from RefSeq and is a predicted model, not a curated record. The transcript is spliced from 7 exons. NCBI's taxonomy places the organism in Eukaryota, Metazoa, Chordata, Actinopteri, Salmoniformes, Salmonidae. Gene Ontology annotation, cellular component: cytoplasm. Bases 161 to 1303 code for a protein of 380 amino acids. Gene Ontology annotation, molecular function: glutamine synthetase activity.